AUGUUGCCGCUAGCGAAGCUGGCAGCUGUGCUGCCCCUGCUUGCGAGCCAUUGCGCCGCGCAGUCGUUUGUUGUUUCUGGAGGCCAAAUCUUUACCCCGGGUUUUGCUGUCGUCAACGCCCCACAACCCGGCACGCCGUUGGGAGGAGGUCCCGUCACGUUUGCCUCGCGAAACCCUUCACAUCUCCUCGAUAUCACUGCCAACGGCAAGCUUAACAUCCCGCCUUAUGUCGACGAGAGCCCGAGCCUGAUCCACAACAUCUCCGUUUUCCUCUAUAGCUACAACACCGGGAGGAACUUCACCGUGGUCAACUUGGAUGAAGCCCCGGAUGGCGACAUCAUGGCCCAGGAACCGGGCAGCUCGGUCAAGCACAUCAACUGGAGGUGGCCCGAUUGCUUGGUUGGCGACGGCCAGCCCCGAGAUGCGGAUAGUGACCGGGGCGUUUACAAUAUUUCCAUCCGACAAAGCUUCCGUCUGAACGAUGCCGAGCACUACACCGUCUUUGACCUGCCCAUCGCGGUCACAAACAACAUUCCCCAGAUGAACAACCGGCCGGCCUGCGAUUCUGUGAGCAAUGCCAUGAUGGCGCCCGAAGAUAUCGACAUGUCUUCAACGCAGGCCGUUGGUGUUUUAUUCGCCCCGGGCGAUAGCACCGUCGUCGAGGCCGUCCUCCCCGAGGAAUUCGACGGCGAGAACGGACUCGGAGGUCAAAAGCCCGAGGCAACGCCCGAGGACGGCAUUGGUGCUGCCGGUUCGCUGGACUGGAGGAGUGGGGCCCACUGGCUUUCGCUCCUUUCCUCGCCGUUGCCUUCCUCUAGUCGAUGCUCGCCCAUCUCUCUCGACGCCACAUCCUGCUUUGCUUGGUAA
Molecule: messenger RNA, 867 nt
Organism: Parascedosporium putredinis
Lineage: Eukaryota; Fungi; Ascomycota; Sordariomycetes; Microascales; Microascaceae
Source: the annotation of a GenBank genome assembly